UAAUUUCUUAAAUUUGGGUGACAAAUUAAAGAAAUAAAUUGUAGAGAAACGAACAUUCUUGGAUGAAAAUGAAAACCGGAGGCAAUUCCCGAACUCCUCGCAUUCUCUCUCUACACCUGUUCAUCUUUCGCCUCUUCUCUCUCUACUCUCUCUCUCCACCUAUACGUACAUGCAAACUCACACGCAUUCAAUUCAAUUCAAUAUACAUCCAUAUCCAUAAUUCAUAUAUACAUACAAACAAUCCAUCACAUUCACACCUGUUUCAGUAAAUUAAUUCACAAUUUUUUUUUUAUUUCCCCCAAAACUCUGCAAACUUUCAAUUCUCUGAUGAACUUUUCAUGGCCACCCUACUUUCCCCUUUCAUCGAUUACUGUUAUUUCUCCUUCUUCUUCCUCUUCUUCCUCCUCCCAAAUCAACGGUCGUCAUUUGCCUCCGGCGACGAUUUCUCAAUCCUGGACUACGACUACACGUCGAAGCUUUUCCGCGGCGAUUACGCGCCGCCGUCGCCCCCUCCGCCGUCUCCGCCGCCGCACAACCCUCCCCUCUCGUGCGACGAUUUGAAGGGCAUCGGCUCACUCAACACCACCUGCCAGCUCAGCUACAGCCUGAAUUUCACCGACGACGUUUACAUCGAAGGCAGGGGCAACUUCUUCAUCCUCCAAGGGGUGGCUUUAACCUGCCCCAAAUUGGGCUGCACAAUCGAGAUUAACGUAACCGGCGAUUUCAGAUUGAACUCCUUUUCGGAAAUCACCGCCGGUUCAGUUUACAUAGUAGCCGGAAAUGCAAGUUUAUCUGGCGGUUCAGUGAUUAAUGUGACGGCGAGAGCUGGUGAGCCGCCGGACCCAUCCACGGGGACGCCGGACGAUGGGCAGGGCGGUGGUGGGGGCCACGGUGGAAGAGGCGCAAGCUGUGUGGUGGAUAAUAAGAAGCUGCCGGAAGAUGUGUGGGGUGGAGACACUUAUUCAUGGGAUUCUUUGGAUGCGCCAUGGAGUUAUGGAAGUAAAGGAGGGACUACUAAUAAAGAGGAAGAUUAUGGAGGGAGAGGGGGCGGCAGGAUUUGGUUGCAGGUGAACGAUACUGCGGAUGUUUCCGGAAUGCUCUUGGCUGGUGGAGGUGAUGGCGGGAUCAAAGGUGGCGGAGGUUCCGGUGGCAGCAUUUUUAUCAAGUCGCACAUAAUGACAGGAAGUGGCAAAAUAUGUGCGUCGGGAGGUAAUGGAUUUGCUGGAGGAGGUGGUGGAAGAGUAUCUGUCAAUGUUUUUAGCAGGCAUGAUGAUCCCAUAUUCUUGGUACAUGGUGGAAGAAGUUUUGGCUGUCCCAUGAAUGCAGGUGCUGCUGGAACAUUCUUCGAUGCUGUUCCUCGUAGACUUGUCAUCAACAAUAACAAUAUGUCAACAGAUACCGAGACGCUUCUGUUACAGUUUCCAAACCAGCCACUCUGGACAAACGUUUACAUUCAGAAUUGUGCUCAAGCUACUGUUCCUUUAUUAUGGAGUCGUGUUCAGGUUAGAGGACAACUCAGUUUAUCAUGUGGAGCAGUUUUGAGUUUUGGACUCGUUCAUUAUGCUUUGUCUGAGUUUGAACUGAUGGCUGAAGAACUUCUGAUGAGUGACUCAGUAAUAAAAGUAUAUGGGGCAUUGCGAAUGUCUGUGAAAAUUCACUUGAUGUUGAAUUCGAAAGUGCUCAUAGCUGGUGAUAGUGAUCCAAUUGUUGCAACUUCUUUGCUUGAAGCGAGCAAUUUAGUAGUUCUCAAGGUAAGUUAUUCCAAAUCAGCUAUCUUCAUUCAGAAGCUUGAUCAUUUUUCUAUGACUGAUCUAUUAAUUUGUAUCCAGGGAUCAUCCAUGAUACAUUCAACUGCGAAUUUAGGGCUUCAUGGACAAGGAUCAUUGAACUUGUCAGGGCCAGGAGACAUUAUUGAAGCUCAGCAUUUGGUUUUGUCGUUAUUUUAUGCUAUCAGUGUUGGUCCUGGAUCUAUUAUUCGAGGUCCCUUGGAAAAUGUGAGCAAUAAUGGCAAGGCACCAAGACUUCUCUGUGAACAGAAUAGUUGCCCUGUUGAACUACUUUACCCACCCGAGGACUGCAACGUGAAUGCUUCAUUGUCCUUUACUCUGCAGAUAUGUCGAGUUGAGGACAUUAUUGUUGAAGGUCUGGUAGAAGGUUCUGUUGUUCAUUUUCAUCUGGUCAGAAAUGUGUUUGUGAAAUCUUCUGGUGCAAUAAGUGCUUCUGGAUUGGGCUGCACUGGUGGAUUAGGUCAUGGAGAACUUCUGCCUAAUGGUCUUAGUAGUGGUGCGGGACAUGGUGGUAAAGGAGGGGAUGCGUAUUAUGAGGGAGCUUAUAUAAAGGGUGGUAUUUCAUAUGGGAAUGCUGAGUUGCCUUGUGAACUUGGUAGUGGAAGUGGAAACGAGAGUCUGCCUAGUGCAACUGCUGGUGGUGGUGUUAUUGUGAUUGGUUCACUGGAGCACUCAUUGUCAAAUUUGGUUGUACACGGUGAAAUUAAAGCCAAUGGAGAAAGUUACGGGAAAUAUGUUGGAGGGAAGGAUGGUGUGGUUGUGUCAGAUGCAAGUCCGGGUGGUGGAUCAGGAGGAACUAUUCUUCUUUUUGUCCACAGCGUUGUCCUUGAUGAUAGUGCUACCAUCUCUACAUUUGGAGGGCAUGGAAGCCCUAAUGGUGGCGGGGGAGGUGGUGGAAGGAUUCAUUUCCAUUGGUCGGACAUUCCUAUUGGAGAUGAAUACUUGCCAAUGGCCAUUGUCAGAGGAACUAUUGGUGUCAGAGGAGGAAUUGGUAGAGGUCUGGGCCGAGGAGGUGAAAAUGGAACUUUGAGCGGAAAAGCAUGUCCAAAAGGGCUAUAUGGUAUAUUUUGUCAGGAAUGCCCACUUGGCACAUAUAAGAAUGUGACUGGAUCUAAUAGAGACCUAUGUAAUGACUGUCCAUCUCAUGAGCUUCCCCGUCGUGCUAUAUAUAUCGCUGUACGAGGUGGCGUCACGGAAGCACCAUGUCCAUACAAGUGUAUAUCUGAGAGAUAUCAUAUGCCUCAUUGUUAUACUGCCCUUGAAGAACUAAUUUACACUUUUGGAGGACCAUGGUUAUUUGGUUUCAUAUUGGUGUGCUUGCUCGUCCUCUUAGCGCUUGUUCUGAGCGUUGCUAGAAUGAAAUUUGCUGGUGGAGAUGAAUUGCCAGGUCUAGUGCCCAAUCGGCGUGGCUCCCCAAAUGAUCGCUCGUUCCCUUUUCUAGAGUCCCUAAAUGAGGUUUUGGAAACUAGCAGAUUUGAGGAAUCCGAAACCCACGUACAUCGCAUGUACUUUCUGGGAGCUAAUACUUUUAGUGAACCCUGGCAUCUCCCUCAUUCCCCUCCUAAAGAAGUGAAAGAAAUAGUAUAUGAAGAUGCAUUCAACAUAUUCGUGGAUGAGAUAAAUGCGUUAGCUUCUUAUCAGUGGUGGGAAGGAUCAGUAUAUGGGAUCCUCUGUGCUACUGCAUAUCCACUUGCAUGGUCGUGGCUGCAGUGGCGUCGCAAGGAGAAAGUGCAGCACCUUAGGGAAUAUGUCCGUUCAGAAUAUGAUCAUGCUUGCUUGCGCUCUUGCCGUUCACGAGCUCUCUAUGAAGGCCUCAAGGUUGCUGCAAGUUCUGAUUUAAUGCUAGGUUAUGUUGAUUUUUUCCUUGGGGGGGAUGAAAAGAGGGAUGACCUCCCUCCUCGCCUUCACCAAAGGUUUCCUUUGUCUUUAGUGUUCGGAGGAGAAGGAUCUUACAUGGUUCCCUUUUCUCUUCACACUGACAAUAUUCUAACUAACCUAAUGAGUCAGUCUGUUCCCCCAACAAUUUGGUACAGACUAGUGGCUGGUCUUAAUGCUCAACUUCGUUUAGUGCGUCGCGGACAUUUAAGAGCAACUUUUCAUCCAGUUAUCCGCUGGCUCGAGACACAUGCAAAUAGAAAAUUACAUGCUCAUGGUGUACGUGUUGAUUUGACUUGCUUUCAACCUUCAGCCAGUGGAUAUUGCCAAUUUGGCCUUGUUGUAAGUGCCGUAGAGGAUGCAAAUACCCAUUCAUCUAGUCAAGGGCGGGACCGAUCUGCUUUAUUGCUUGAGAAGCAGUCACGUUUGCCUGCUAAUCGCUGGAAGAAAGCGUUGGAUCUUGUUAGAGUGAGUGAGCAUGUUAUGUUGCAAAAAAGGAUAUCCGGAGAAAUUUUAAAUGCCAAUAGCCUACAAAACCUCGGAGAGAGAUUGACAUUAUUUUAUCCUUCCUACUAUAUAAUUCAUAAUAUAAGGCCAGUUUGCCACCAGGAUCUUGUUGGUUUGAUAAUCUCGAUACUUCUUUUAGGAGAUUUUAGCUUAGUUUUGCUACUUCUGCUCCAGCUUUAUUCCAUAUCCAUGCUGGAUGUCUUUUUGGUUUUGUCGAUUCCUCCACUUGGCACAGUUCUUCCAUUUCCAGCUGGCAUCAAUGCUUUAUUUACUCAUGGACCGAGGCGAUCAGCCGGACUUGCACGUAUAUAUGCUUUGUGGAAUAUUACCUCCGUCAUUAAUGUUGUUGUCGCCUUCAUAUGUGGACUAGUUCAUUUCAAGACUCAAUCCUCGUCAAGUAAAAAACACCAACAUUAUCAAACAUGGAAUUUUAGCAUGGAUGAAAGUGGUUGGUGGAUGCUGCCAUGUGGACUUAUCCUUUGUAAAAUUGUCCAAGCUCGGCUGAUCGAUUGCCAUGUCGCUAACCUCGAAAUUCAGGACAAAACUCUAUACAGCAGUGACCCUAAUGUUUUCUGGCAAUCCUGAACUAGUUUAAUAUUACAUAAAUACCCUUCUUUCUCAUAUAGCCUUUUCUGAGUUCUCCUCACCUCACUCCAGAUUUUAUUGGAAUAGUUGGAAGAAUUAUGUGUUCACAAGGCUGCAAAUGAAGUGCGAAUUGGUCGAUCGAUCAAUGUGUUAUUUUACUAGAGAGAAUAUGUGCAGCAUUUUUUUGUUAAAAAAUCAACAAAAAUAUGUUAUCCAGCUUUUGGAUUAUUCAAGUAUUGAAAUUUUGUUCUCUUCUCAACUGACUCCAACUGGGUUAAUACAUGUGUUUUAUCAUUCA
This is a messenger RNA of Erythranthe guttata (spotted monkey flower), 5052 nucleotides long. Lineage: Eukaryota; Viridiplantae; Streptophyta; Magnoliopsida; Lamiales; Phrymaceae. The record is from RefSeq and is a predicted model, not a curated record.